Molecule: messenger RNA, 583 nt
Organism: Fusarium redolens
Lineage: Eukaryota; Fungi; Ascomycota; Sordariomycetes; Hypocreales; Nectriaceae
Exons: 4
Coding region: 51-410 (119 amino acids)
Source: RefSeq, a predicted model, not a curated record
AGUCAACUAUUCUACAAAUACGAAUUCAAUUACAGCUCAUAAAUAUCAAUAUGUCCCAAUCAAACGUCGGAUAUCCUUCUUCAUAUGAAGGCGGAGAUCAGCGCCACUAUAGCAGGGAGGAAGUUCGUGAGGAGGGUCGCACGCACCCCAACGUCAACAUCGAGGGUUACCUACACAAAGAGGGAAUUAUGAAUGAGCUUCGAGAGGCCGACACCAACAGAAUCAUUGAAGACCGCAUGAAGCACGAACCAGGCUUCGCAGCCACCAUGCACGGCAACAAACCCUCUCGGGGUGCCGAAAUCGAUGCCGAGCUUGCACGAGACGAUGCAGAACAGCUUGAAAAGAAGAAGGGCAAGACAGACAGCAUGCCUGGAAAGAAGAUGGAACAUAACACCAGUAAGAGCGAGUGAAAGUAGCAGAUGGAUCAGGAAGAGGAGGAGGCUCGUGCUAAGCAUAGCACUCGUGGAACAAACAAGCAUGAAGGGCAGGGUAUGGAGUAUGUUACUCGCAAGAACCACAGUAGCCGGGAGUAGAUAUUGAUAUAUGUUCCACUAUCAAAUGACACAGCACAUGUUUUUGAAAG